Paramacrobiotus metropolitanus is the source of this 1925-nucleotide messenger RNA. Its product is annotated as 2-oxoisovalerate dehydrogenase subunit alpha, mitochondrial-like. Gene Ontology annotation, molecular function: oxidoreductase activity, acting on the aldehyde or oxo group of donors, disulfide as acceptor. The transcript has 5 exons. Gene Ontology annotation, biological process: branched-chain amino acid catabolic process. Lineage: Eukaryota; Metazoa; Tardigrada; Eutardigrada; Parachela; Macrobiotidae. The record is from RefSeq and is a predicted model, not a curated record. The coding region runs from base 311 to 1711 and encodes 466 amino acids.
UCUGGCUGGCAUCUUGCCAUCUGGAUCGCUUUGGAUCUUAUACGGACCUCUGCAUUAUUGUACUUAUUGAUCCAGACUGCAUUACCGUUGAUUCCAGUUGUGAUGGAGAUUUGCCUUUGAAAGCAGGAGCUCCAGCGAACCUUCGGUGAUUCCGAAUUUCCGAGUUCCGACUGACUCGCAUCUUCCCCGAAUUACGUGUCCGGAGAUAGUACGACCGCAUGAUUUGUUUCCUGGCUGAAUUUCGGUGGAAGCGUAUCGUCUGUAGUAAAGAAUUUGACAGACCGCAAAAGAGAUUAAAGCAUCACAAAGAAUGCAUUCGCAAUUUAUCCGAGGCUUAUCUUCGUGUGUAUCGCGGUUUGCUCCAGGUCUGCAGUUAACAUCGCAUCGGGCCUCAUCCGCUCUUUUCUCGAAAUACGGAACGAGUAUGUGUUUUGCAGCAAGAAACAGCAGCCAAAUCAAAUCUGAAGCUGCUGCUCCAGAAACUGAUGUGCAAGCCGGCAUUCUUCACGAUCGGCCACGUUUCCCGGGAUCGCGAUCGGAGUGGACGGACAAACUGGAGUUUCUGGUGCCCGAAUCCUAUCCUGGCAUCCCAGUGUAUCGGAUAAUGAACCGCAACGGUACAAUAUCGGACCCGGCUCACGAUCCCAAACUUGAUGACGCUACGGUUAUCAGAAUGUACCAGCAAAUGACCUUGUUAAGUUAUAUGGAUAAGAUUCUGUACGAAUCCCAGCGCCAAGGCCGCAUCUCGUUUUAUAUGACGCAUUUCGGGGAAGAGGGAACUCUAAUCGGAAGUGCAGCCGCAUUAAGCAACGCCGACCUGGCUUAUGUGCAGUAUCGUGAAGCCGGUUUGUUGAUGUGGCGGGGCUUCACUCUGGAUCAGUUCAUGGAUCAGUGUUACGGGAAUGAAGACGAUCUGGGCAAAGGCAAGCAGAUGCCGGUACACUACGGGUCCAAAGAUUUGCAUUACGUGACAGUUUCGUCUCCACUGGGUACACAAAUGCCACAAGCUGUUGGAUCAGCCUACGCUUACAAAAGAGCUCAGAAUGGUCAAAUCGUUAUUUGCUAUUUCGGAGAUGGUGCUGCAAGCGAAGGUGACGCUCAUGCUGCUCUUAACUUCUCGGCUACUUUGGACUGCCCGAUUAUAUUCUUGUGCCGGAACAAUGGCUACGCCAUUAGUACUCCGACUUCGCAACAGUUCCGCGGUGAUGGUAUCGCCUCGCGUGGACCUGGAUAUGGAAUCGCCACAAUCCGCGUGGACGGCAACGAUACAUGGGCUGUUUACAAUGCCGUCAAGGCAGCCCGUGAAGUGUGCCUGGCGCAGAACCGGCCUGUCUUAAUAGAGGCGAUGACGUAUCGCAUAGGACACCACUCGACGUCCGACGAUAGUUCAGCGUACAGAUCUGUGGACGAGAUUCGCUACUGGGACAAGGAAGAUAAUCCCAUCAUACGUUUCAGGAAGUACAUGGUUAACCGUGGACUAUGGAACGAUGAAAAGGAAACGCAAUGGAAAGAUCAGGCAAAGCGGCAAGUUAUGACGGCUUUUCAGAAAGCAGAGAAAAAAGUUAAACCGGCACCGGAAGAACUGUUUAAUGACGUGUAUGACGAACUACCCUGGCAUCUACAGAAGCAAAAAAGGGAAAUGAUGGAACAUGUCAGGUCGCAUCCCGAGCAUUAUCCUUUAAAGGAACACGCUAAAAUGGGUCCUAUUUAACUUGACUAGGAUAGCUGGAAUGUGCAUUAAUGAACGUGCAUAUUUGCAUAUGUAUGGCAAAGAUCGAGAGAAGAGGUUUUUGAUUCCACCGGAUUGGAUAAUGUCAUUGUACUGUUUUGCAGAAGUAUGCUAAUGCCUGUCAAACAAUAUCGCCCACAGAGUUCUAUUGUUAAAUUUAGUUUCGGAAAGUAGAAAUAAAUUUAUCUUGUCCAUU